AUGCCGACUUCUUUCGGGAAGAGGGCGCGCACGCGCCAAAAAUACUCGAAGGGUUUCCGCAUGCAUGGGAUGCCGGCGGUGACGCGGUACCUGGUGACGUACAACAAGGGUGAUUUUGUGGACAUUGUGUGCGACCCCUCUAUCCAGAAGGGCAUGCCUUACUCGUUCUACCACGGGCGUACCGGAGUUGUCUUCAAUGUGACCCGCAGGGCCGUGGGAGUGGAGGUGAAGAAGGUCGUGGGUAACAGGCAGAUCGUGAAGCGGUUGCACGUGCGCAUUGAGCAUGUUCGCAAGAGCAGAUGCAACGAACUCUUCUUGAAGAGGGUCAAGGAGAACGACAAGGCUCACCACGACGCACACCUUCAGGGCAAGACCAUCAAGACGAAGAGAACCGUUAAGGGUCCCAGGGAUGGCGCGUUUGUUGACGGUGACAACGUUGAGGUUCUCGAGCCAGCGGCCUUCGAGGAGCUCUACUAA
Cyclospora cayetanensis is the source of this 477-nucleotide messenger RNA. RefSeq names its product 60S ribosomal protein L21-2. Lineage: Eukaryota; Apicomplexa; Conoidasida; Eucoccidiorida; Eimeriidae. The coding region runs from base 1 to 477 and encodes 158 amino acids. Gene Ontology annotation, molecular function: structural constituent of ribosome. Gene Ontology annotation, cellular component: ribosome; cytosolic large ribosomal subunit. The transcript has a single exon. Gene Ontology annotation, biological process: translation. The record is from RefSeq and is a predicted model, not a curated record.